Elaeis guineensis (African oil palm) is the source of this 3118-nucleotide messenger RNA. RefSeq names its product ribonucleoside-diphosphate reductase large subunit. Gene Ontology annotation, cellular component: ribonucleoside-diphosphate reductase complex. Gene Ontology annotation, molecular function: ATP binding; ribonucleoside-diphosphate reductase activity, thioredoxin disulfide as acceptor. The record is from RefSeq and is a predicted model, not a curated record. Lineage: Eukaryota; Viridiplantae; Streptophyta; Magnoliopsida; Arecales; Arecaceae. Gene Ontology annotation, biological process: deoxyribonucleotide biosynthetic process.
GUCGGCGCUACAGAAAGAAUUUCGCCCCAUCAAAGUACCCGUUUGAGGCUGUCAUAUCCGGUUUGAAGCGAUUUCUCCCCACAAAACGCGCGGGAAAAGUUUGAAGCGAUUUCUCCAAAUUCACUCACACCAAGUGAUGGUGCAACCCCGCGCCCGCGCCAAAGGAUUUCGAAACCCCAAGUUGGCAGGCAGUAACUCCAAACCCCAGACCCCCGAUCACCUUAAAACCUCGAGAACCCUCUCACUAUCCUCCCAUCGCCUCCUCGCUGCUCUGCUUACCCCUUUCUCCCUCCGUCCGUUCGAAGAAAUUCCCCACCCAGAGGAAUCCUUCGUCUUCUCUUUCUUCCAAUUCCGGGAUGUAUGUCGUGAAGAGAGACGGCCGGCAGGAGUCGGUCCACUUCGACAAGAUCACGGCCAGGCUGAAGAAGCUGAGCUAUGGGCUGAGCCAGGAGCACUGCGACCCAGUUCUCCUGGCCCAGAAGGUCUGCGCCGGGGUCUACAAGGGCGUCACCACCAGCCAGCUCGAUGAGCUUGCUGCUGAGACCGCUGCCGCCAUGACGGCAAACCAUCCUGACUAUGCCUCGCUUGCAGCCAGGAUUGCGGUCUCAAAUUUGCAUAAGAACACGAAGAAGUCAUUCUCGGAGACGAUCAAGGAUAUGUAUAACCAUUUUAAUGAGAGAUCUGGACAGAAGGCCCCUUUGAUUGCCGACGAUGUCUAUGAGAUAAUUAUGAAGAAUGCUUCUCGCUUGGACAGUGAGAUAAUUUAUGAUAGGGACUUUGAUUAUGACUACUUUGGUUUUAAGACUCUCGAGAGAUCUUACCUCUUGAAAGUUUCUGGAAAAGUAGUAGAAAGGCCACAACACAUGCUGAUGAGAGUUGCUGUUGGAAUCCACAAGAAUGAUAUUGAUUCUGUUCUCAGAACAUAUCAUUUGAUGUCUCAACGCUGGUUCACUCAUGCUUCUCCAACAUUAUUUAACGCAGGCACUCCAAGGCCUCAAUUAAGCAGCUGCUUCCUUAUCUGCAUGAAAGAUGAUAGUAUUGAGGGAAUAUAUGACACUUUGAAGGAAUGUGCUGUCAUAAGCAAGUCUGCUGGAGGAAUUGGUGUUUCAGUUCAUAAUAUACGUGCCACAGGCAGUUAUAUUCGUGGGACAAAUGGAACUUCUAAUGGCAUUGUUCCAAUGCUGCGGGUGUUUAAUGAUACUGCUCGUUAUGUUGAUCAAGGGGGAGGCAAGAGAAAGGGUGCAUUUGCUGUGUAUUUGGAGCCUUGGCAUGCAGAUAUUUUUGAGUUCCUUGAUCUUCGAAAGAAUCAUGGAAAGGAAGAACAUAGGGCACGAGAUCUUUUUUAUGCGCUCUGGAUUCCUGAUCUCUUCAUGGAGAGGGUCCAAAAUAAUGGACAGUGGUCACUGUUUUGCCCUAAUGAAGCUCCAGGAUUGGCUGACUGUUGGGGUGAAGAUUUUGAAAAGCUAUACAUGAAAUAUGAAAGAGAGGACAAGGCGAAGAAAGUUGUUAUAGCUCAGAACCUAUGGUUUGAAAUUCUGAAGGCCCAGAUAGAAACUGGAACACCAUAUAUGCUUUUCAAGGAUACUUGCAAUAGAAAAAGUAAUCAACAAAAUCUGGGGACUAUCAAGUCUUCAAACUUAUGUACUGAGAUAAUAGAGUUCACAAGUCCUACUGAAACUGCUGUGUGCAAUUUGGCAUCAAUUGCUUUACCGCGGUUUGUCAGAGAGAAGGGGGUUCCUAUAGAGUCACAGCCAUCCAAGCUGGUUGGCAGCAGUGGAUCAAAGAACAGAUAUUUUGACUUUGACAAGCUAGCUGAGGUUAUUGAGAUAGUUACAGCAAACCUCAACAAAAUAAUAGAUGUUAAUUAUUACCCAGUUGAAACUGCAAAGAGGUCAAAUCUACUGCACAGACCAAUUGGCAUAGGAGUCCAAGGCUUGGCAGAUACUUUCAUCUUACUGGGCAUGCCAUUUGAUUCUCCAGAGGCUCAGCAGCUAAACAAGGACAUAUUUGAGACUAUGUAUUACCAUGCCUUGAAAGCUUCUUCUGAGAUUGCUGUAAAAGAAGGAACCUAUGAGACAUAUCAAGGAAGCCCUGUCAGUAAGGGACUUCUUCAACCUGACAUGUGGAAUGUAACCCCAUCUGGCAGGUGGGAUUGGCCUGCUCUAAGAAAAAUGAUUUCUAAGUAUGGAUUAAGAAACUCCCUUCUUAUAGCUCCCAUGCCCACUGCUUCCACUAGUCAGAUUCUUGGCAACAAUGAGUGUUUUGAGCCCUACACAUCUAACAUAUACAGUCGCAGGGUUCUGAGUGGAGAAUUUGUUGUGGUGAAUAAACAUCUACUGCAUGACUUGACUGAGAUGGGUCUCUGGUCCCCGGCUCUCAAAAACAUGAUUAUUUAUGAGGGUGGUUCGGUCAUCAGGAUUCCAGAAAUUCCAGAACAUCUGAAAGCGAUUUACAAAACUGUAUGGGAGAUUAAGCAAAGGACACUGGUUGACAUGGCUAUUGAUCGUGGAUGUUAUAUUGAUCAGAGCCAGAGCCUAAACAUUCACAUGGACCAGCCCAACUUUGGAAAAUUAACUUCCCUGCAUUUCUAUGCUUGGUCCAAGGGUCUCAAAACUGGGAUGUAUUAUUUGCGUACGCGUGCUGCUGCUGAUGCGAUCAAAUUUACAGUGGAUACUUCCCUUCUCAAGGAAAUGCAGAACACCAAGCCAGUGGAGGAUGAGGAUGCAGAAGCAAAAGCACAGGUUGUCUGCUCCUUGAAUAACCGAGAGGAGUGUAUGGCAUGUGGGAGCUGAGAUCUCUAAUUUUGAAGCUCCUAUCAGUGUUUUACAUGAUUUACUGCACGCGUGAAUGGCCCUGAUCAAAUCUUAUAUAAAUACUGAGUGGAGCGUCUGGGGCCUCCUCUUUUCAGUCUUUCCUGGUGGAAGUCGAAUCUCCAACUUCAGCGAUGGAUUUAAGUAUACAUGGCUCUGCAAUAUCUUUGUUUCAAAAUAUGUAAUGUACAAUUGCCAAAAUCACCUAGACGUGUUCUGUAUAUUUUGUUUUGUAAUAAAAUGUUUUAAUGUUUUCUAUGCUUAUAAAAUUUGUUUGGGCCUGUGUAAAGAAAUUACAGUCUCCAUUU